AUGAAUCGAGCAAGGAAACGCGUCCAAGCUCUCCCACAAUGGAAACAGCUUGAUGCCAAAAUGAAAUCAAUGUUUGAAACAACUUCACUAGAGGUUGCACUUGCGGUGGUCACCGACCUCGAUGUUUGUCACGCCGGCCGAAGCCAUUCGAGACGGGCGACAACAGCUUUGAAGCCAUUCAUCUCAUACCUCGGCGAGUACUUUCCGGCAAUCGACGCCCUUGCCCAAAUGAACACCACCAUCCUGUCGCCAAUAUGGGGUUCGUUGCUCCGUAAAUUCGCCGACUUCUACGACGAAAUUGCUGACAUGAUCAAGCGCAUCACUGACUCCUUGCCACGUAUGAGGACAUAUGCGGAGCUACAUCCUGAAUCCAAGACGUUGCAAGAUGCACUCGCUAAUGUCUACGCCGCUAUGCUAGAAUUCUUUAUCACUGUUGCAUAUUACUUGCAAGAUUAUAAUCCGAAAAUCUCCCAGUCCUCAGCUUUGGGGAAACUCAAGGAGAAGUUUUCUAGGUCUGCUUCUCACACGUCCAAGAGUGUCAAUGUGGCGUUCAAUGCCGAGCUACGGUCCAGUUUGAAUCGUAUUAUCAACAGUAUUGUUUACGAGAUGUCAAAUCUUGAGCUUGAGGCGCGAUCGAAUCACGAGCUUCAGAGCGCCACCUUUCGCAACUAUGCGCUGCACGAACUGGACUUAACUCACAAGGCCAAUGUCUCGAGCGACUGGCACAACUUAUUCGAAUGGCUGAGUGCUGAUGACGCGGAUUAUCGACUUCGCUUAAGCCGUGCUCGCGACCUUCGACAUGAAGGCACCUGCAGCUGGAUUGAUGCUAAUCCUGCUAUUAGAUCCUUUCUUGGACAUCAGAAGUCAAGAUCGGUCUGGGUCACCGGUAAAUUGGGAAGUGGGAAGACCGUAAUGAUGGCAUAUCUCGUGGGCAAGAUUCAAGCGUCCACACAACAUAAUAAUUACGAAGACAGAAUCGCAUAUUUCUUCUGCGACAAUAAAGCUUCUGCAGAAUCCGGCUCUACCGCUCUUGCCCUCCACCGCGCAUUGAUUCAACAGCUGAUACACGGGCAAAUCCAAAAUCAGAGAGUCCUAGAUAUUGUCAUGGGAGCGUUCAACCGCCGUUUUGCCCGACUGGCUACAUUGGAAGAGCUUGAAGAGCUCCUCAGCCACCUAAUAUUGCACUGGACAACCACCUCAGCCUAUGUCUAUCUAUUCGUGGAUGCACUUGACGAAUCACCUGAAUGGCGGGAAAUAUUACAUCAGGUUAAUCGUCUUAUCAGCGGGUCCUCAGGCUCAGAUUACCUCAAAAUAUGUGUGGCCAGUCGCCCUCAGAUCGAGGUUGCAAAGAUUCUUUCAGGUGUCCAAAAAAUUGUCAUGUCUUCCGAGAACAUCGAUGCAGAUAUUGCAAAGAUAGUGCCGACUUGUGUUAAACAAAUCACCGAGCACCACGGCAUUUCGGAUACAACGACUGAGGCAGCCAUCACCAAAUCGCUGACUAAAGCUAAUAACGGUCUGUUCAUCUGGACCCGCAUGAUGACCGAAUUCCUGUUGCAACUACCCAGCCUUUCUGAUGUCAGCUCAGUUCUCGAUAGCAACCCUGAUGGAUUAACGGAGCUGUACCUCAACAUACUUUCCAAUAUCGCUGGGAAGCUCAAGAAGCAGCGUCGGAAAUUUGAGCUGUCUCGGAAAAUAUUCACCUGGUUAUCUUGCAGUUUGAGGCCAUUGAGCGUUAAUGGUUUAGAAGAGGCCGUAGCCCUUGACUCCACUGGCGCACAAAGCAACACACGCCUGUUUGAGAAGCUUGUGCCUGAAAUAUGUGGUCCAUUCGUUGAGUUAGCACUUCUUAAGUCCAACGGUGACCCCGAGUCUCUGUGCCUGCAAUUCGUUCAUCUGAGUGUCAAGGAGUUUUUUCUCACCCAAGGAACAUUUUGUGAUAGCUCAGCAGAAGUUCCUGCCGACUGUGAGGCCUUCUUCGCCGAGGAGAAAGCAGCGCAUUGUUGGGCUGCAGAACGCUGUCUCGACUAUUUGUUAUCUCAGGGCCGCGGUCUGAAGUUGAAGACACGCACAAACGAGGGUUGGAAUCCGAAUCGCUUUGGAUUCUAUGAAUACAGCACUUUGAAAUGGAUAUCUCAUUUUGUUUCUUCUGGGCAGCUCGGAAUCCCUUUGCUGGCAAAGCUGCAGGCUUUCAGGGAGUCACCACAAGCUCUCAUUUGGCUGAACCACGCAAGAGCUGUGAGAUCACAGAAUGAGACCACCAGUGGCAAUAUACUUCUGUUGCAGUCAUAUUUAAAUGGCUGGUCGGAGAACAUCGCUGGAAGCAAGACCGAAAAUGGUGGAGGUUCAAGCCAGCAUGGCUGGCUCCGAGAAUAUCUGGUCAAUCUCUUACAAAAGAUGGCAGAGAAUGCGAUUUUGGACCACGGAGAACUGAGCUCGCAAUACUCCAAUGCAACUCACUUACUUGCUGCAGUGCUUGCGUUGCAAGGUCGAAACAAUGAGGCGUCGAAGCUGUUCCACCGGUGCAGGAUGAUCCUCGAGCAGCUCGAACCAAGCAAUGAGGAAGUUCAACUUCAGUUGUGGGAAGUCACAGCCUCUCUCAUACGCAUCUACCGUAUCCAAGACCAACUACAGGAAGCCCUUGACCUAUACAGUGACCUGAGACAUCGAUUUCCCGCUCCAAAACUCCACAACAAUGAGGAGAUUCGAAUCUACGAAAAUCUGGCGUUGCUACAGAGGAGCCUUGGAGCCUUGUCAGAGUCCGAGUCGACUUACAAGACGGUCUUCAACGCUUGGGCAUCACUCCAUGGCGGCGAAAGUACUAAUACGCUCCGGGCUGUUGACGGACUCGCCGCCGUCCAUGACAUGCAGGGACGGUUGCACGAAGCCGAGAAAUCUUACACCCGAGUGCUUGAAGCAUACGGCAAGAUACUAGACCCUUCCCACCCAGAAUGCCUACGAACUUUACAUAACCUCGGAUCGGUCUAUGAGUACCAAUGCCGAUUCGAAGAAGCAGAAACGGUUUAUCGACAAGCGUGGGAGGGAAGAUCUAGACUUAUAGGUCCAUCCAAGCCACAGACACUCACUACCAUGCACAACCUUGCUCUCGUUCUGGAACAGCAGGAGCGCCUGGAAGAAGCAGAAGAAAUGUGCAAGGACGUCUUGGAACACCGAACCAAAGUACUAAAAGACCCUCAUUCGGAUAUCGGACGGGCCCAAAACAGUCUCGGUUCUGUCUACAUGCGACUUGGCAGAUUUGACCUCGCUCAGACCCUAUUUGAAGGUGCUCUGGACACCAAGCAAAGGUCGCUACCAGGAAGUCAUCCGUCGAUAAUGGUGACGCAGAAUGCAAUUGCUUGCCUCGAGAUCUAUCAGGGUCAUUACGCAGAAGCUCUUGAACUUCUCAAUCUGGUUUAUGAAGCCUGGGUGCAAGUCUUUGGUGCAAAUCACCUGUCCGCCUUGUCGAUACAACACAACGCUGGAAUUGCUUAUGCAGGGCUGCGGGAAUGGGAAGCGGCGGCAAAAAAAUUUAGGAUAGCUUGGACGGGAAGAUCCGGGGCCCUGGGCCCGAACAACAUCCUUACUCUCCGGUCAAAGGUCAAUUUGGCUUCUGUAAACGGAUGGUAUUUGUCACAGUCUGAUACAAAUGGAUCUUGCGACUCUGAUCUUCAAUUCCAAACAGACAAGCAAGCGGAGCAGCCUUUACUUCUGCUGGAAGAAGCUAAUGAUCAACACAAGGACGCGACAUCGAAUCACCUUAUCGAGAGAACUACUCGCAACCUUGACAAGGCAAUAGUGAUGAACAACCUUUUGACACUAUACAGGGAAGAUGAUGGCGCCGAUAACGCAUCCAAAAGGUCUCAUCUCUCAAAAGAGCUGAAGCAGGUCCUCUCCGAUAUUGCUGGCCAAGAUUGUGUGCAUGACAUCCUCUCGAAAAAGAUUUUAGCGUUCGUUUCCAGCAAUAUCGAAAGAGAUACAAGUGGGAUAAUUUUCGACAAUCGGCCGGAAAGGCUACGUGAUAUCAGAUGA
Cladophialophora bantiana CBS 173.52 is the source of this 4026-nucleotide messenger RNA. RefSeq lists its product as uncharacterized. The record is from RefSeq and is a predicted model, not a curated record. Gene Ontology annotation, molecular function: protein binding. The coding region runs from base 1 to 4026 and encodes 1341 amino acids. Lineage: Eukaryota; Fungi; Ascomycota; Eurotiomycetes; Chaetothyriales; Herpotrichiellaceae. The transcript is spliced from 2 exons.